Molecule: messenger RNA, 1419 nt
Organism: Paramacrobiotus metropolitanus
Lineage: Eukaryota; Metazoa; Tardigrada; Eutardigrada; Parachela; Macrobiotidae
Exons: 1
Coding region: 1-1419 (472 amino acids)
Molecular function (GO): UDP-glycosyltransferase activity
Source: RefSeq, a predicted model, not a curated record
AUGGCUCAGACCGACAGAAAGCAUUUUCUCCUGAUUUCUGUCCCGGGAUUCGGGCACACGAUCCCCAUGGUAGCUUUGGCCCGGCAACUUAAUGCUCGUAAUCACAAAGUUACUUUCGUCAUAUGCAAAGCCGCUGUGGCGCAUAUGCGGAAAAAAAGCGAGAUCACACCGGAGGAUGAAAAAUCCAUCCAUCUCAUCGGACUGGACGAUGGCAUUCCCGAAUGUGAAUCGGACGAUAAUCUGACAAUGGUGUCUCUGAUGAAGUUUAAAGAUCAUGGUUUGCCAGCGAUGCAAAAACUCGUCAAAGGGAUCCCAGUCGCAGGGCAACCCCCCACGGAUGGCGGAGAAAGUUACGGUAUAACCGUGCCGGUUAACGUGGUGGUUGUGGAUAUCUUCGCUGCUGCAGCCAUGCUCGGAUGUGUCGAACGAAAACUCCCAUAUUACUUUUUGAAUUGUUCACCUAUUGGGCCAUUCCGGACCAUGCUUAACAUCACCGAGCGUACACCGGUGAGGGAGACUAAGGAGGUUGUUAUGGAGAGCUUCGACGUUGUACGGCCGGAAUCGGAAGGCCCACAACCGGCCAUCAGUCAUAUUAUGAAAGGUCUGUGUUUGUCAAUCAAUCAGUUUCUUUCUACGGGCAAUGGAAUGCUGAUCAACUCUUUCCGAGAGAUUGAGCAGCAGUUUAUUGACGAGAUCAAGCCGGAUCCACGAAUGAGAAAGUUGGACUUCUACUGCGUUGGGCCGUUAAUGCCGGAAGAAAAAGUCGACACCAAUUCCAGCCACACGGAGCUAGGGGAAAAGGUCACACGUUGGUUGGACCGUCAAGCGGACAAAUCGGUGGUAUACGUGUCGUUUGGCUCUGUGGUCGUCCUCAACGAAAACCGUAUUCUGGAGUUAAGCAGGGCGCUGCAGGCACUGAAGAAGCCGUUCAUUUUCUCCAUCCGCGAAAACCAUCAGUCUCUUCUACCGGCUGACCUACGCAUUGGCAUCGACACUCAGCUGGAGAAUCCUGAUGCUUCGGGGCUGUUUUUGCACUGGGCACCACAAAAACUGAUCUUGGGACACCGAGCCACAGCGGUUUUCAUUAGUCAUUGCGGAUGGAACAGUACUAUUGAGAGCUUGUUCAGCGGGAAGCCGGUAGUUGGUUGGCCAAUUUUUGGAGAUCAAUUAGAGAAUGCGUUGUGGAUUGAAGAACUGGGCUUAGGCGAAUCAUUGGUACGCCGCGAGCACGCUGAUAACGAUGUAGAGAAAAAGAACAUCACCAGCGAAAAAAUUGCCGCAGCCGUUCGGCGCGUAGGAUACGACAAUGAUGUGACACAUAAAAUGGCGCUGAAGUGGAAGGAAAAAAUCAGGGCUGCUGUGGCUCCGGGAGGCAGUUCUAACCGGGAAUUACAGGAAUUCAUCGAUGCGGUGGUAUAA